Capsicum annuum is the source of this 2728-nucleotide messenger RNA. RefSeq lists its product as uncharacterized. The transcript has 9 exons. The coding region runs from base 449 to 2272 and encodes 607 amino acids. NCBI's taxonomy places the organism in Eukaryota, Viridiplantae, Streptophyta, Magnoliopsida, Solanales, Solanaceae. The record is from RefSeq and is a predicted model, not a curated record.
AAAUAGGAGAAUAUAUCCCUCUCAUUUACGUACAAAGAAGAUGCUCCUUUCGAUUUCGAGCUUGAAUAUAUAUAUAUAAAAAAAGAUAUAUUUUUUAAAUUAAUUUUGUGCAUUUUAUUAAUCGAGCUUCCAUGCGGACAUCGAAAAAACAAAGAUGUUUGCCACAGGGCUCUAGCUAGUUCCCCAGUGCCACUGCUUCUUUUUAUCUUUCACCAGAUCACUCUCUUUUCUGUUUCAGCCUUUUAUCUUUCCCGCUCUCUCCAUUUUCUUUCUUGCUUUCACUCUCUGAUUCUUGUGCUUUUUUCAUGCAAGUUGCUCUUCCACCUCUCUGAACUUCUAAUUCUCUUCUUCAAAUUUCUUGUACUGAUUUUUGUCUGAAAUUUACCUUAAAAACUUACAAUCACUACAAUUCUCUUAGCAUAUACAAUUUUCAAGAAAAUAAAAAGACAUGAAUAAUAGAUUCCGACAACCUCCACAGCCCAAAAAAUUUCCUUUGAAUCCUCAAAAAGAGAAGAAGAUGGAAAUACAGCAAAUCAAAUUCUUGUCUGCAGAGAAGCCUAGAGUUAAUCGACGUCAAGCAGCUAAAGAGAGAAAAUUAGCCUUGCUUCAAGAUGUUGAUAAGCUAAAGAAGAAGCUGAGGCAGGAAGAAAAUGUUCACAGAGCUUUGGAAAGAGCUUUCUACAGACCUUUAGGAACUCUACCUCGUCUUCCUCCUUAUCUUCCCAAAUAUACAUUGGAGCUUCUUGCUGAGGUAGCUGUUUUGGAAGAAGAGGUGGUCCGGCUUGAGGUACAGGUUGUUAAUUAUAGACAAGGUCUCUAUCAAGAAGCAGUUUCCACAUGUUCAAUGAGAAAUGUGGACGAUAACCAUUUGCCUGAUUCGUGCCCUCAGUUACCGGGUAAAGGUCUUAAGCAAAGGCAUUCAAGAUCAUUGUCCAUGAGUGAAGUCAAUCUUGGGUCAUCCGUGCCACAGUUUUCUCCUUCGCUAGAUAGGAGUGCUUCAAGUAGAAAGUUUUUUCUAAAAGAAUCAGUCUUUGAUAGCUCAAGAAUUAGCUAUGAUGUAACAUCAAAUACUAGACACGCUGUUAUGAAGAGUUGCAAUGACUCAUUGACAGAUGGCCUAGGAAAAGAUAAUCACUCGGCUGAUACUUGCACUAAGGAUAAGCCAUCUCCACAGAAGCAAGUCAACACGAUAAAGACCUCGCUAAAAAGGCCUCCAGUUAAGCCUGAAUCAAUCAGCAAAAUAGCUGUUCAGUGCAGGGUAGUAGAACAGGCACAAGAGAGCUAUUUGGCUUCUUCAGAUGACGGGGCAUUGGAAGCUGAAAGUGCAGCAAACAAAAUCUCAGAAGACAUUUUAAAGUGCUUAUGUAGCAUCUUAUUAAGGUUAAGCACAUCUAAAGGGAAGAUAGCAAAUCCAGAAUCUUUCCGCUCUUUAGGAGCAAAAGUCUUCAAUGAGAGCAAUGGGGAAAGGGAGUUGCAAGAUCCAUAUUGCAUCUGUUCAGAAUUAAGGAAGCAAGAUAUUGGCGAAUACAAAUAUAUGCUCAAUAUAGAUGCUAACUCUCUUAAUAUAAACCGGAAAAUGAAUGCUUCCUUUCUGAUUCACAGACUAAAGAUUCUCUUUGGCAAGCUAUCAUCUGUGAAAUUAGAGGGUUUAACACAUCAGCAGAAGCUAGCAUUCUGGAUAAACACAUACAAUUCCUGUGUGAUGAAUGCAUUUAUAGAGCAUGGUAUUCCAGAGACUGCUGAACAAGUCGUAUCACUAAUGCAAAAGGCAACAAUUAACGUGGGAGGGCAUUUUCUAAAUGCAAUCAUGAUUGAGCACUUUAUCUUGAGGCUACCUUAUCACUUAAAAUAUACCUGUUCAAAGUCAACAAAAGACAAUGAGCUGAAGGUUCGAAGUGUUUUUGGCUUGGAGUGGUCUGAACCUCUUGUCACAUUUGCACUCUCCUGUGGAAGUUGGUCCUCCCCUGCAGUGAGGGUGUACACUGCAUCACAAGUUGAGACUCAGUUGGAAACAGCAAAAAGAGAUUAUUUACAAGCAGCAGUUGGUAUUUCAUCAACAAAUAAGCUCAUUAUCCCCAAGUUGUUGGAUUGGUAUCUUCUUGAUUUUGCAAAGGACUUGGAUGCAUUGCUCGAUUGGGUGUGCCUGCAGCUACCAGAUGAACUUAGAAAUCAAACUAUGAAAUGCCUCGAGAGACGAGGAAGAGAACCUCUUUCACUACAAGUACAAGUAAUGCCAUACAAUUUCAGCUUCAGGUACCUCAUACACCGAUAAAAUACAGCUUCCACAAGUUCCAGCGUUGUGGACAAAUCUAUACUAGCACAAAAGACAAAGUACCUAGAACAGGAACUGUACGAGAAGCAUAACAUUUCCGAGGGAAGUGUUUAUGGAACAAGUGAUGGUUGUUGAAAAUGUUCUAGACAACAACAUAGGAUUGUAGCAAAUUCAGUUUACGAAAUUCUUUGUAUCCCCUAGACACCCAGAGUUAAUAAACUCAACGAGAUCAUUACCUCGAGAGUAAACAAAUAUGUUGCUUGCUGAAACAGGAUGUGGAAUCAGAGUAAAUGUAAUGUGAUUACUUGUAGAGUUGUAUUCUGCAGCCAAGGUAGUGUCUCAUUCGAGUACACUAUUUUGGGCAGUGCAAUUGUAUAUUACUGUCUCAAUUUGUUUUAAGUCAACUUGUUCUUUGAUUCUACAAGUUUUCAAAUAUUUUACAACAAAAUUUGUUCA